This is a messenger RNA of Macaca mulatta (Rhesus monkey), 3085 nucleotides long. NCBI's taxonomy places the organism in Eukaryota, Metazoa, Chordata, Mammalia, Primates, Cercopithecidae. The record is from RefSeq and is a predicted model, not a curated record.
UCUGCGGCGGUGUGGACGUGAUGGGGGCGCGACUGUACAGGUGAGCGGGAUGCUUCGCCGAGGUGAACGCGACAGGUACACGCGUGGGGUGGGAUGUAGUGUUCAUAUAUGUGGCAUGUGAUAUGUACUGAGGGGACGUGGGGGACACUCGGAUGAGGGGUCUGUGGACAUAUUCGUGGUGCAUGUGGGUAUCGCUGAUGUCCCAAGGUGAGGAGGGAGAAUGCGGAGCGUGUGCGUGCAGGGGGCACUUAGUGUCCCUGAACGUGGCGUCUGGGGGCUGGAGCUUAUUGGGAGGCGAGGGAGGUGGCCGGGGGAGCAAGGACCUUGCGUGUGGCCAGGCCGGUAGCGCCCGGUAUGCUCCGCCCGCGGGCGCUCCCGGUGCUUCCCCGCCCCUGAGCCUGCUCCCUCCCCUUCGGUCUCGCCGCGCUCGCCGGGUGUCCCUGUGUCACCAUCACUCGGCCGCGGCCGCCAGCUUAGCGCGCACCGCCGCCUCCGCCACCGCCGACAGCACGCGUCCUCCGUGUCCCCGCUCUGCUGCCCGAGCAGGUGCCACCAUGCACGUGAAGAAGUACCUGCUGAAGUGCCUGCACCGGCUGCAGAAGGGCCCCGGCUACACGUACAAGGAGCUGCUGGUGUGGUACUGCGAUAACACCAACACCCACGGCCCCAAGCGUAUCAUCUGCGAGGGGCCCAAGAAGAAAGCCGUGUGGUUCCUGCUCACCCUGCUCUUCACUGCUCUCGUCUGCUGGCAGUGGGGCAUCUUCAUCAGGACCUACUUGAGCUGGGAGGUCAGCGUCUCCCUCUCCGUAGGCUUCAAGACCAUGGACUUCCCCGCCGUCACCAUCUGCAAUGCUAGCCCCUUCAAGUAUUCCAAAGUCAAGCAUUUGCUGAAGGACCUGGAUGAGCUGAUGGAAGCUGUCCUGGAGAGAAUCCUGGCCCCUGAGCUAAGCCAUGCCAAUGCCACCAGGACCCUGAACUCUUCCAUCUGGAACCACACACCCCUGGUCCUUAUUGAUGAACGGAACCCCCACCACCCCAUGGUCCUCGAUCUCUUUGGAGAUAACCACAAUGGCUUAACAAACAGCUCAGCAUCAGAAAAGAUCUGUAAUGCCCAUGGGUGCAAAAUGGCCAUGAGACUAUGUAGCCUCAACGGGACCCAGUGCACCUUCCGGAACUUCACCAGCGCUACCCAGGCAGUGACAGAGUGGUACAGCCUGCAGGCCACCAACAUCUUUGCGCAGGUGCCGCAGCAGGAGCUGGUGGAGAUGAGCUACCCUGGCGAGCAAAUGAUCCUGGCCUGCCUGUUUGGAGCUGAGCCCUGCAACUACCGGAACUUCACGUCCAUCUUCUACCCUCACUAUGGCAACUGUUACAUCUUCAACUGGGGCAUGACAGAGAAGGCACUUCCUUCGGCCAACCCUGGACCUGAAUUUGGCCUGAAGUUGAUCCUGGACAUAGGCCAGGAAGACUACGUCCCCUUCCUCGCGUCCACGGCUGGGGUCAGGCUGAUGCUUCACGAGCAGAGGUCAUACCCCUUCAUCAGAGACGAGGGAAUCUAUGCCAUGUCGGGGACAGAGACGUCCAUCGGGGUACUCGUGGACAAGCUUCAGCGCAUGGGGGAGCCCUACAGCCCGUGCACCGUGAAUGGCUCCGAGGUCCCCGUCCAAAACUUCUACAGUGACUACAACACGACCUACUCCAUCCAGGCCUGUCUUCGCUCCUGCUUCCAAGACCACAUGAUCCGUAGCUGCAAGUGUGGGCACUACCUCUACCCACUGCCCCGUGGGGAGAAAUACUGCAACAACCGGGACUUCCCAGACUGGGCCCAUUGCUACUCAGAUCUGCAGAUGAGCGUGGCGCAGAGAGAGACCUGCAUUGGCAUGUGCAAGGAAUCCUGCAAUGACACCCAGUACAAGAUGACUAUCUCCAUGGCUGACUGGCCUUCUGAGGCCUCUGAGGACUGGAUUUUCCACGUCUUGUCUCAGGAGCGGGACCAAAGCACCAAUAUCACCCUGAGCAGGCGGAAGACAAAGCUUGGAACCCUGGAGACACGAGAUAGCACAGCCUUUCUGAGGACCACCACGUGGGAGGGGAAGCCCACACAGCCACCCCUUUCUGUCCCAGGAAGGGAAUUGUCAAGCUCAACAUCUACUUCCAAGAAUUUAACUAUCGCACCAUUGAAGAAUCAGCAGCCAAUAACCUCGUCUGGCUGCUCUCGAAUCUGGGUGGCCAGUUUGGCUUCUGGAUGGGGGGCUCUGUGCUGUGCCUCAUCGAGUUUGGGGAGAUCAUCAUCGACUUUGUGUGGAUCACCAUCAUCAAGCUGGUGGCCUUGGCCAAGAGCCUCCGGCAGCGGCGAGCCCAAGCCAGCUACUCCGGCCCACCGCCCACGGUGGCUGAGCUGGUGGAGGCCCACACCAACUUCGGCUACCAGCCUGACACGGCCCCCCGCAGCCCCAACACCGGGCCCUACCCCAGUGAGCAGGCCCUGCCCAUCCCGGGCACCCCGCCCCCCAACUAUGACUCCCUGCGUCUGCAGCCACUGGACGUCAUCGAGUCUGACAGUGAGGGUGAUGCCAUCUAACCCUGCCCCUGCCCACCCCAGUGGCUUGAACUCACUGAGCAGCCGAGACUGUUGCCCGAGGCCUCACUCUAUGGUGCCCUCUCCAAAGGGUGGAGAGGGUAGCUCUCCAGGCCAGAGCUUGUGUCCUUCAACAAAGAGGCCAGCAGCAACUGGCCCGUUCCUGGCCAAGGGCUCCGUAGGAUCACGGUGCUGGUGCAGGAUGCAGGAAUUAGUUGUAUCUUCACCUGGUUCCUACCCUUGUCCCUACCUGGCCUGAUCCUGGUCCCGGCCAGGCCCUGGAGACCCCUCAGAACACCUUCUCCUGGUGGCAGACCACUUCCCUCCCAGUGCCAGUCUCCGUCCACCCCAGAGAGGAACAGGCAGGCGGGCCAUAUGGUCUUCUCCUUCCGGGCCUUGGCUGGCCUCUGGGGCAGGGGUGGUGGAGAGAUGGAAGGGCAUCAGGUGUGGGGACCCUGCCAGGUGGCACCUAAUUUACUCUAGAAAAUAAACGCAGAAAACACUGAG